Penicillium mononematosum is the source of this 531-nucleotide messenger RNA. RefSeq lists its product as uncharacterized. The record is from RefSeq and is a predicted model, not a curated record. The coding region runs from base 1 to 531 and encodes 176 amino acids. The transcript has a single exon. Lineage: Eukaryota; Fungi; Ascomycota; Eurotiomycetes; Eurotiales; Aspergillaceae.
AUGGGUUGGUUCGACGGCAAAUCCAGCACCGUUUCAUCAGCGGGGUACGUGCGACGACGGGCAUCACCCACACACAGCUCGCACAGCUCGCACAGCAGACGCAGCAAAUCCGGCUACUCCUCCACGCACCAUACGCGACACUCAGCGCCGUCUUUCUUCGGGCUAGGCGGUAGCCGCUCAGGAGGCCGAUCAAGCCCAUCUGUAUUCUCGUCGUACUCAUCUUCGUCGCGACGAGCCCGUCCCCGCGAGGGGUUCGUGCAGCGCAUGAUCCGCGACAUCAAGCGUCUCUUCCGUGAUAUCUAUCGCUGGGCACGUCGCAACCCCAUGAAGGUCUUUAUGAUGGUUAUCGUGCCGCUUCUGACCAGCGGUGUUUUGCCGAAGCUGCUUGCCAUGAUUGGGAUUCGCUUGCCGCAUGCUGUUACCAGUGCCCUUGGUGGUGCGUCGAAGACCCGUGGUUUCGAGGGUGGUGGUGGUGGGGGUAUCUCGGAAAACAUUGGUAGCCUGAUGAACAUUGCCAAGAUGUUUGCGUAG